AUGUCCUCCUCCGGUGUAGACCUCUACAACGGUGACAAGACAAUUGCCAACCGUCUCAAGGGAAACUAUAACAAAGAUGAACUACUUGAAGAUAACGUUGAGAUUGAAGAUGAUCAAAACAAACAAAAGGCUAAAGAUCAACAAGAAUUAAACAGUUCUUUGGCAAAAGCUGAAUCAAUCUUGGCUCCUUUGAUCUUCACCAUCCUUGGAUUCAUGACUCGUAUGUACAGAAUUGGUGUCAAUCAUAAUGUUGUUUGGGAUGAAGCUCAUUUUGGUAAAUUUGGUUCUUAUUAUCUAAGACAUGAAUUUUAUCAUGAUGUUCAUCCUCCUUUAGGUAAAAUGCUCGUUGGGUUGAGUGGUUACAUCGCUGGCUACAACGGUUCUUGGGAUUUCCCAUCUGGUCAAGAAUACCCUGAUUAUAUCGAUUAUGUUAAAAUGAGAAUUUUUAAUGCUUGUUUUAGUGCAUUAUGUGUUCCUUUUGCGUAUUAUACAACUAAAUCAAUGGGGUUCUCAAUACCAACUGUUUGGUUAUUCACUUUAAUGGUUAUCUUUGAAUUAUCUUUUGUCACUUUAGGUAAAUUCAUCUUGUUGGAUUCAAUGUUGUUAUUUUUCACAAUUACAACUUUUUACACAUUUGUUAGAUUCCAUAAUGAAAGAUUCAAUGCAUUUGGUAGAAAAUGGUGGAAAUGGUUAUUAUUAACCGGUAUCUCUAUCGGUUGUACAUGUUCUGUUAAAAUGGUUGGUUUAUUAGUUACAACUCUUGUUGGUAUUUAUACCGUUGUGGAUUUAUGGAACAUGUAUGGUGAUCGUUCAUUAUCAAGAACUAAAUACUUGGCCCAUUUCGGUGCAAGAGCUGUUUCAUUAAUUGUUAUCCCAUUCAUCAUCUUUUUAGUUUGCUUCAAGAUCCAUUUCGAUUUAUUGAGUGGCUCAGGUACUGGUGAUGCUAAUAUGUCUUCAUUAUUCCAAGCUAAUUUAAUUGGUUCAGAUGUUGGUGGUGGUCCAAGAGAUGUUACUUUAGGUACCUCUGUCGUUACUAUUAAAAACCAAGGCUUAGGUGGUGGAUUAUUACAUUCACAUAUUCAAACUUUCCCAGAAGGUUCAAACCAACAACAAGUCACCACUUAUGGUCAUAAAGAUGCUAAUAAUGAAUGGAUUUUCAAUAGAGAACGUUCAAGAGAACCUUUCAAUGAAACUAGAGAUCAAACUGAAUAUGUUGUUGAUGGUAUGAUUGUUAGAUUAUCUCAUAAAAUGACUACAAGAAAUUUACAUUCUCAUGAAAUCCCAGCUCCUGUUGCUAAAUCUGAUUAUGAAGUUGCAGGUUAUGGUGAUUUAUUAAAUGGUGAUGAAAAAGAUGAUUGGAUUGUGGAAAUUGCUCAUCAAUAUGGUUCAGAGGAUAAAUUAAGAGUUCAUCCAUUAACCACUUCAAUUAGAUUAAGACAUAAAGUUUUAGGUUGUUAUUUAUCUCAAACUGGUAAUCAUUUACCUCAAUGGGGGUUUAGACAAGGUGAAGUCACUUGUGUUAAAAAUCCUUUCAAAAGAGAUAAAAGAACUUGGUGGAAUAUUGAAAAUCAUAAUAAUCCAACUUUACCAGAUCCUCCAGCUGAUUUCAAAUUACCAAAGACUAAUUUCUUUAAAGAUUUUAUCCAAUUAAACUUGGCAAUGAUGGCCACUAACAACGCAUUGGUUCCAGAUCCAGAUAAACAAGAUGAUUUAGCCUCUCAAGCAUGGCAAUGGCCAACUUUGAACGUUGGUAUUAGAUUAUGUGGUUGGGGUGAUGAAAAUCCAAAAUAUUACUUGAUUGGUUCACCUGCAACAACUUGGACUUCUUCAGUUGGUGUUAUUGUUUUUGCAUUAUUAGUCUUGUACUAUUUGAUUAGAUAUCAAAGACAAUUUAAAGAUUUCCAAGAUUCUAAAAAAUUAAACUUGUUUUUAAUUGGUGGUAUUUAUCCAAUGUUUGGUUGGGGUUUACAUUUUGUUCCAUUCAUUAUCAUGGCAAGAGUCACUUAUGUCCAUCAUUAUUUACCUGCAUUGUAUUUUGCAAUGCUUGUCUUGUGUUAUUUACUUGAAUUGGGAACUUUGGGAUGGAGUAAAAAAAUCAGAUUACCAUUAUAUUUGUCAUUCUAUAUAUUUGUUAUUGGUAUUUUCUACUACUUCAGUCCAAUCACUUUUGGUAUGGAUGGAAGCUCUAGUCAAUAUGAAUACUUGAACUGGUUAUCAUCUUGGAGAAUUGCAUAA
Hansenula anomala is the source of this 2235-nucleotide messenger RNA. Its product is annotated as glycosyltransferase family 39 protein. Gene Ontology annotation, cellular component: membrane; endoplasmic reticulum. Gene Ontology annotation, biological process: protein O-linked glycosylation via mannose. The transcript has a single exon. NCBI's taxonomy places the organism in Eukaryota, Fungi, Ascomycota, Saccharomycetes, Phaffomycetales, Wickerhamomycetaceae. The coding region runs from base 1 to 2235 and encodes 744 amino acids. Gene Ontology annotation, molecular function: dolichyl-phosphate-mannose-protein mannosyltransferase activity. The record is from RefSeq and is a predicted model, not a curated record.